Molecule: messenger RNA, 396 nt
Organism: Didymodactylos carnosus
Lineage: Eukaryota; Metazoa; Rotifera; Eurotatoria; Philodinida; Philodinidae
Source: the annotation of a GenBank genome assembly
AUGACAAAAGCCGAACUUUUGGAUGUUGCUUAUAAAAAUUUACCACCAAAAGAAUACAUGGCUGAUAAGGCGGCAAUGAAGCAUAAUGUUCAACUUGUCCGCAUACCUGUAAAGCAUUGUGCUCUCAAUCGUAUUGAACUCGUGUGGGCUUCAUUAAAGAAUUUCGUUUGUAGCAAUAAUGUUCGAUUCAGUCUUAAUGAUGUGGAACAGCUAACGAAAGAAUUUCUAUCGUCUAUCGAUCCCAACCAUGUGAAACCUUAUUUUGAUCACGUUAAAAAACACGAGGAAAUAUUCAAGGCUGCCGACAAAAUCGCCGAGGAGAUGGAAAAUGACUUAAUUGAUGAAGAUGAGGGCGAGGAUAAUAUGGUAGACAUGGACAGUGGAGAUAGUGACUAA